AUGGAGAACCAAUCAACCCCGUUGACCCCUACAUUUGAAGGGCACAUUUCGAGUACUUUGGAUGCUCUCUUGCUCUUCGAGGGGUGCUUGGAUGGCACAUUGAACCAUGUGCCGCGUCGUCCUCAUGACCGUGAGCGUCAGGAGCUCAUCAAGAGCGGCAAUAUUUUCAUCUACGAAGAGCAUUCGUCCGGAAUCAAGCGCUGGACUGAUGGAGUCUCUUGGAGCCCGAGCCGAAUUCUUGGCAACUUCCUGAUUUAUCGGGAACUCGAAAAACCCUUCCCUCCAGGCGAAAAGAAGCGAGCUCUGAAGAAGAGCAAAAAGUCGCCUCAGGGUGUUGUCAAGUCCGAACCAGUCUCACAUGCGAACUUGCCAUAUGUUGCCGCGGGCCUUGAUCAAUCUAACUCUCCCAAGGACCAAGAGCGGUCCCUAAUCGGCUCUCUUGUCGACUCCUAUCCGUUCAAGGUUAACGGUCUAGUGAAGAAGACCAUCAGCAUCAGCUACCAUGGUGUCGCUCAUCACCUGGUGAGCUAUUACAACGUGGAUGAUGUUACGUCCGGGAAGCUGGAUACCCCAACGAAUACCCAUUUGCGAGGCCUUACUCCUCGCCCGGACCUCUUUUGUUCUCAAAGCUUCCGAGUUCCUAUUGAGGAACACGAGUAUGCGGUUGCUGAGAAUGGCGGACCUAUCCCUGCUCAGUAUGGUCCUGACAGCGGCACGAUGAACGGCGGUGUCCUUCGUCGUGCCAUGAUGCAAGGCAACCUGCAGCCCGCUAUGGGCAGUAUGCAACAACACAGCUCGCCCGCGCCUUAUAUGUUUCCCCAGGCUUCCCCGGCUACACACCACGGCUACCCAGGUCACGGUACGAACUCGAGUUUCCAGCCUGCAAUGUCGCAGCAGAUGACAUAUGCAGCCAAUCCAGUGGGCAACUAUUCGCUUGACCCUACUAGAGGCGAUCGCUUUCCUCCUGCCGCAGUCAAUCCCGAGUUUCCUCGUAAUAUGCCCCCGAGCUCGACUUCUCGACGUCCCCCGUUGUACGAUGGAUCAAGCCAUCCUUCGGAUAUGAGCAGCAUGUCGUUUGGCUCUAGCAGCACAGAGGCCCGGCCUAUGGCCAGCCAUGCCCACGCCCAUCUUGGACAUACCUCAUAUUACCUGCCACCGCAACACCAGGCUGCGACUCCUACCCCGACAUUUCCCAUGUCCCGUGGAAUGAGGCCCGAGUCCGAUGGGAUGCCCGACGAGACCGUUCAGCACUCAUACAACUUCGAUAAUGGUCCGUGGGGUUUCACGCCGAUGGAGGGUGACCCUGAACAACAGCAGUAUUACGGACAAACCCCUUCCCAGUGGUCCAACGAGCCUCAUUCACUCCCCCGUGCGUGA
Molecule: messenger RNA, 1377 nt
Organism: Cordyceps militaris CM01
Lineage: Eukaryota; Fungi; Ascomycota; Sordariomycetes; Hypocreales; Cordycipitaceae
Product: cAMP-independent regulatory protein pac2
Exons: 1
Coding region: 1-1377 (458 amino acids)
Molecular function (GO): DNA binding
Source: RefSeq, a predicted model, not a curated record